This is a messenger RNA of Oryzias melastigma (Indian medaka), 3286 nucleotides long. It is a transcript of the gene dph1, whose product is annotated as diphthamide biosynthesis 1. Lineage: Eukaryota; Metazoa; Chordata; Actinopteri; Beloniformes; Adrianichthyidae. The coding region runs from base 111 to 1397 and encodes 428 amino acids. The transcript has 12 exons. The record is from RefSeq and is a predicted model, not a curated record. Gene Ontology annotation, molecular function: 2-(3-amino-3-carboxypropyl)histidine synthase activity. Gene Ontology annotation, biological process: protein histidyl modification to diphthamide.
CAAACCUCAUCAGGCUCGCUCAGUGACAUCGACUGCUUCGGUGCUCUUCUCGCGAUGCCUGUUCCUUUGUCUCGAUUGGUUUCGCCUUUCCUUAAGUUAGAGCAAAAAACAUGGCGGCGCCCUCGAGUGAAAUGCUGGUUGCUCCUGUUAAAAAGAUGACAGCCAGAGCCCCUCGACGGGUAGCAAAUCAAAUCCCAGAUGACAUCCUCCAAGAUCCUGAGCUACAAGAUGCAAUGAAAGCCUUGCCUUCAAAUUAUAACUUUGAGAUCCACAAGACUGUUUGGCGAGUGAGACAAGCAAAAGCUAAAAGAGUUGCUUUGCAGCUUCCAGAAGGUCUGCAGAUGUUUGCCUGCACCAUUGCUGACAUCAUUGAAAGGUUCACAGAGGCGGAUACCAUAGUGAUGGGGGAUGUGACAUACGGCGCGUGCUGCGUCGACGACUUCACCGCCCGAGCCCUGGGAGCUGAUUUCAUGGUUCACUAUGGACACAGCUGUCUCAUCCCCAUAGAUUCCACCGCAGGCAUUAAGAUGCUGUAUGUGUUUGUGGAUAUCCAGAUGGACAACGCGCACUUCCUGGACACAGUCAAGUUCAACUUUUCUCCUGGACAAUCUUUGGCCCUCGUCAGCACUAUUCAGUUUGUGGCAGCACUGCAGGCUGUGAGUUCAGCCCUAAAACCUCAGUAUGAUGUGCUAGUUCCUCAGUGUCGCCCCCUGUCGCCAGGUGAAAUUUUGGGUUGCACCUCCCCCCGCUUGGAUCGCCAUGUCGAUGCCUUAAUUUAUCUUGGAGAUGGAAGGUUUCACUUGGAGUCCAUCAUGAUUGCAAACCCUGAUAUUCCUGCCUAUAGAUAUGACCCCUACAGCAAGGUGUUCUCCAGGGAGUACUACGACCACGAGGCCAUGCGUGCAUUGAGGCUGCAGGCUAUCGCAGAGGCUCGACUGGCUCGUAGAUGGGGCCUGAUCUUGGGCACACUUGGCCGACAGGGCAGUCCCAAAGUGCUCGAGCACCUGGAAUCCAGGCUCCAGUCUCUGGGGAAGUCCUUCACUCGCGUUCUACUCUCUGAGAUUUUCCCAAGCAAACUGGAUCUGAUGGCAGAUGUAGAUGCAUGGGUCCAAAUCGCUUGUCCACGCCUCUCAAUCGACUGGGGCACAGCCUUCUCCAAACCCCUACUAUCCCCAUAUGAGGCAGCUGUUGCCCUACAAGAGGUAGACUGGAAAGAAGUUUACCCCAUGGACUUUUAUUCCAAUCAGAGCUCGGGGCCGUGGGCGCCCAACCACCCUGACAACCAGCCUGUGCGGCCCGCUCGCAGACAGACUCAGAAAGGAAGUACGGAGCCAACUCCCCCCACCAAACAGUGUCCCAGCGCCCCCUGUGGCUGCCAGCAGACUGACACGUCAUGACGAGAGCCGUCUGAAGCUCGUCGGCCGCCUGUCUGAUGGUGAGGUCAAGUCAGAGGAGGAGAAUUUGUCCAGAGCGUCUGAAGCGAGUGCAGUUCUUGGCCUCAUCAAAAGGAUUACCAACUGUAUCUAAUCCUCCGGCUUACAGCACAGCAGAUCAUCCCAAACUCAUUUUAGAUUUAGUUUGCCCUGUUUUCUGCUCAAAAUACAGAGGGAACUGCUCAUGUGUGCGAGCAUCCGGCUCUUUUCAGUCAAAUUCCACUAAAGGUGGUAGUAAGCAGAUAAUUAUUUCUGCUCCUGCACAAAGUUUAAAUACACUGACUAAAGUGACCGUAAGCAUGUUUAAUAAAGUUUUUCUUGAAAACAAUUAUUUUUACACCUUCUCCCACUAGCUUACAGCCAGUCAAAACCUCAAUCUAACAUUAUGGUUGCAACAAAAAUGGCGAGCGAUAUUGGAGCUACGUAGAUGGAUCUAGUCAUCUACAAGUCGAUGCAUCAGAAUGGAGUGCAGCUGGGAGCUUAUUGCCUGCUCUAUGUAACAGCUACAAGUUUUUCCGGCUGCAUGUUUUUGUCUGUUCCUGAUUCACAAUGAUUUGAAUAAAGAAAUACUAAAAAAUCCUAUUUUUCAAUUGUACAUCCUCCAUCAUCAUAAAAAAAAUGCCACAGGAAAUUGUUAUAAACACAGAAAACAAAGUUUUCAUUGGAUGAAAAUCCUGUUUUUUGUGUUUUUGACAUGCAUGUGUGGCAUUAGUCUUAUAAAAAGAGAACAAAUGUCAUAAGAAAUGAUUUCAUAUUUGCAUUUGAGUUUUUCUGCUUUCAAAUCGCUGUCAAUCAAACUGUCAGAAAGACGCUCUGUUUGAAUUAAUGAGUCGUUGUGAUGUCACACCGGCCCAAAAGUGCAUGCACAAGCUCCCUGAUCUGAAAGAACUGCAUUUUUGUUAACUUUUUUGAGUUUACAUAUAUAUAUUGUAACCAGCGGCUGGGUGGCUCAGUGGGCUUGGUGAAGGGCUGGCAUGCAGGAGCCCCUGGUUCGAUUCCAGGGUUGUCCACUGAUCCCCACCCAGAUUGGGUCCUUAGGCAAGACCCUUGACGCUGCUGCCUAACUGGGUCCCUGUGCCCCUCAAGUACAGGGUUGUGUCAGGAAGGGCAUCCGGCGUAAAAACUCUGCCAAAUCACUGAUGCGAAACAGUGGGUGCUGUUACACUGUGGCGACCCCGAAAGGGAUAAGCCGAAAGUGAACUACUGCCACAACUGAAUGUGAGCAUUUGUAAAUUGAAAGAAUGUUCAAUAAAGUUUAUGAAAAAAAAAAACGCUCCCUGAUCUGCCACGCCCAGCGUACACAAGCUCAGGUGAGGGAGAAGAGAAGAUGGCAUCUUACCACUUCUGACAUACAUAUAUGAAUGUUUAUGACUGACGUUUAUGAACCCAUUCUUACCACAAUUAUCAUAAAAAAUAUAUUUUUCUCCAGCUAACGGGAAAGUGACUCGGUAAAAUGGGUAAUUAUAUCCAUGUCUUGGUUAAACUUGAUUUGUUUUAUUUCUUUUUUUUUUUGUAGUAGUAGUGGUGAAGAUUUACGCUAGCAAGACAUCAGAAGGGCGGGGCUACUCAACGGCCACGCCCACCCAGAGGAGAUUUUGGAAACAGAGGCUUUAGAUAAACAUGAAAUGUGACUUUUUAAGACAUUUAGGUUGUGAGGUUUUGGUUAAAAACUUCAUAAUUAAAACACCACUGGGAACAUUUUAGAAAAAAGAGGGUCUUUACAGUCGAUGUCUUUUAUAUGUUGCAUGCUUUUAGAAGCUCUGUCAAAUGUUUAGUAUCUUCACACGUUUGUAAGACGAUCGUGCCAUUUCUGUUGUACAGUGUAAAUAAAGCUGGGCCAAUUCUUUCAUUUA